GUGUAUAUCCGAUGGGGCAAGGGCAAUCGAAAGGCGAGUUGCUCUACCAGCAAGUCAGUUAUGGGAACUGCGAAGGAAUCAAAGCCCUUCACAGAGAGGGUGCUGGCCUAGAGUGGAUGGACAAAGAAGGAAAGACAGCCUUGAUUGUUGCUUGCAUGAAUCCUGAGCUUUAUAAUGUUGCGAAAACUUUGAUACAACUUGGAGCCAAUGUCAAUGCAUACCGUCCUGGUCGUCAUGCCGGGACUCCAUUACAUCAUGCAGCUAAAAGGGGCCUUGAAAGUAUGGUUAAGUUACUUCUUUUGCAUGGAGCCAAUCCUCUGAUCUUGAAUGAUGAUUGUCAAACUGCUCUUGAGGUUGCCAGGGCCAAAGGGCACAGCAAUGUUGUUCGUGCACUUGAGAGUCAUCUAUGCUUGUUCUCUGGUUGGCUGCGGGAGUUUCAUGGACCUGGGUUUCUAGAAGUUGUAGCUCCUCAGUUGGUAUCAAGAAAAGUUUGGGCGGUUGUUUUACCAGUUGGUUCCAAUGCCAGACCUUUCAAGUUGGAGCUUGCCAUAUAUUCUACUUUGCAGAUGCACAUCCACGUACAAUUAUUGCUCUGUGGAAGGCCAAUUUAG
This is a messenger RNA of Gastrolobium bilobum, 611 nucleotides long. RefSeq names its product putative E3 ubiquitin-protein ligase XBAT35. NCBI's taxonomy places the organism in Eukaryota, Viridiplantae, Streptophyta, Magnoliopsida, Fabales, Fabaceae. Bases 12 to 611 code for a protein of 199 amino acids. Gene Ontology annotation, molecular function: protein binding. The record is from RefSeq and is a predicted model, not a curated record. The transcript is spliced from 7 exons.